Rhipicephalus sanguineus (brown dog tick) is the source of this 2307-nucleotide messenger RNA. Its product is annotated as diuretic hormone receptor. Gene Ontology annotation, cellular component: plasma membrane. The coding region runs from base 398 to 1876 and encodes 492 amino acids. The transcript is spliced from 14 exons. Gene Ontology annotation, biological process: cell surface receptor signaling pathway; adenylate cyclase-modulating G protein-coupled receptor signaling pathway. The record is from RefSeq and is a predicted model, not a curated record. NCBI's taxonomy places the organism in Eukaryota, Metazoa, Arthropoda, Arachnida, Ixodida, Ixodidae. Gene Ontology annotation, molecular function: diuretic hormone receptor activity; peptide hormone binding; G protein-coupled peptide receptor activity.
CAAUCGGCGACAGGCCGCGUGCCGGAACGCGCGUGCGUUUGUGCGCUCACAAGUUUGUGUUCCUCGCUCACUCGGUGGUCCGCCGCGCUCAACCGCGACAACUUCCGCGCACUUGGCAGUCCAACUGUUGCCGCUAAGCGCGCAUUAGUGCUCGCCGACGACUGCCAGGUCCUUUCUACACGAAAGCCAGAAUCGCUGCACCGAACUGUACGGACUUUUUCACUGCCACAGGGAGACGGUUUCGUUUUCGCCUUGACUCGCACCCUGGUUCCCCGCCAGCCGACAACAAGGUACAGCCAUGACGAGGCAAAAAAGAGGCUCCUGGUUUCGCGUGAACUAAAGGGAUCACAAUCCGCAACGAAAAUCGUACAUCGAAUCGUCUACGCUGUGACACCUAAUGCAAAAUAAGUUGAUGGCGUUCCACGAAUUCCGUGACCUACAGCUUCGCGAAGAUGACUUCACAACGGCCAACCCUAGCCACGUCGGAGACUCGGCCGAGGCAUAUACGAGUCCUGCUGCGGCUGUGCACCCCACAGUUGCGGACGCCACUCACAACGUUUCCAUGUCUUCAGAGAUUCUCUGCUACAUGUCGGCGCUCACCGACAUUUCGCAAGGCGAUACCCGGUAUUCGCCCACUUCUUGCCCCGUCGUGUGGGACGGCCUCACGUGUUGGCCCCAGACGCCAGCUUCCUCUCUGGCGGUGGUGCCGUGCUUCGCGUCGCUCAAUGGACUUGACUACGACACCACGCAAAACGUCACGCGGCAGUGUUGGCAAAAUGGAUCGUGGGCGGCACGUUCCGACUAUUCCAACUGUCGGCCCAUUUUGGAAGGAGCCACGGCUGACACGCAAGUCGACGAGACGUUGCUAUACUACAUCGGCUACGGCCUGUCACUCUGCGCACUUACCCUAGCCCUGUGGAUAUUCUUCUACUUCAAGGACCUCAGCUGCCUCAGAAAUACGAUACAUGUGAAUCUCAUGGUUACUUACUUCCUAAUUUCUAUAACCUGGAUCAUCACCGCCACGCUGCAGUCGGUGCCUUUGCCAAAUUUCCAAAGAGCAGCUUGUGGUCUCUACAUUGUUCUCACGUACUUGAUGGGGACCAACUUCUUCUGGAUGUUCGUCGAGGGCCUCUACCUGUACAUCCUAGUCGUGAAGACGUUCUCUGUAGAAGUUGUGCGGAUACACGUCUACGCGUUUAUCGGUUGGGGGUUGCCAGCCAUCAUUACCGCUGUCUGGGCCACGACAAAAUCCUACCUCAGUUCAAGGCAGCACAGCGACCUGAGCAUCUCUGAUAGCGUAUGCGUGUGGCAGAUGAGAGACCUGUAUGACUGCAUCUUCAUCGUUCCAGUGAUUGGCGUUCUCUUGACGAACAUGUUUUUCCUCGCCGAGAUAAUGUGGGUGCUCAUCACGAAGCUCCGAGCUGCGAACACUGUCGAGUCUCGCCAAUACAGGAAGGCUGCCAAAGCUCUGCUCGUGCUCUUGCCACUUCUCGGCGUCACCUACAUUCUCGUGAUCUGGACACCUACGCACAAGACAGCCAGAGUAAUAUUCACCUAUCUACAAAUUACGCUGCUGUCCACACAGGGUUUCAACGUCGCUGUACUCUACUGCUUCCUGAACGGAGAGGUGCGAAAGACUGUGCGACACCACCUGGAGCGCUGGAAGACGGCUCGCGCCUUGAAACGCGGCGGCAGACGUCGCUCGAGCACGUCGCGUUUCGGCGACGUCCGUGUUGCCAACUCCAAGCGAGGAAGCUGCGGAAGCUUCGCUACGACCACCACGUCGCUGGGGAACACGCGUCUCUACUCGGCCACCGGAAAGCGCUUCAGCAAUACUUCUUACGGACCGGUGGCCCUCAAGGACGAACUAGUGUGAACGCGAUCGACCGCCCUUCACCACACGACUCAUGUUCGCAGCGAACCCUCCGACGUUCCUCGCUGAAAAGCAGCACCAACCGCCGACAUACUGGGCUAUUUUCAAUACGAAUUGCUAUGAAGUGUUAGCACAGGAUGCUUGGUUCAUGCCCCAUCGUCUCUAAGUGAACGUUACGUUGCAGCCAUUUCACUACGUAGCAUGGGAAACAGUCGACCGAUAUGAACGUAACGGUUGCUUAUAAUGCAUAGCCACAAGGUAUAUGAGUGAUUUGUGCUACUAAAAUCUUCGCCUGUAAUCGCUGUAUUUCUCAGUCGAAGAUUCCUAGUCGGAUGUGUGGCGAAUUGCAGUGCUUCGAUAUUCAUUAUUAAGCCGUAAGCCUUAUAUGCCUCACUAAACAAGGAAUUUGACCGUCGGCGUCCCGUGUCGUCGGC